AUGACUACACCCACAUCAUCCUACAACACCAAUUCAGCUCUCCGACUGUCCACUCUGUAUGGCCUGUCCCAAAUAACCAACAGUCUCUUUAUCAGUAAUGGUGUGGCUGCCAACAAUAAAUUAACUCUAGCCACUAAUCACAUCACCACCGUGAUUAACGUUUCUGUGGAAGUGGUCAACAUCUUCUUUGAGGACAUCCAGUACGUGCAGGUGCCGAUUUCUGAUUCUCCUACCUCACGCCUCUAUGACUUUUUUGACCCCAUUGCUGACCACAUUCACAGCGUUGAAAUGAAGCAGGGUCGGACACUGAUGCACUGCGCUGCCGGAGUGAGUCGAUCAGCUGCUCUCUGCUUGGCCUACCUGAUGAAGUACCACUCCAUGACCCUGCUAGACGCCCACACUUGGACCAAAGCCUGCCGUCCCAUCAUCCGGCCCAACAAUGGCUUUUGGCAGCAGCUCAUCCAUUAUGAAUUCAAGCUGUUCAACAAGAACACAGUGCACAUGGUCAAUUCUCCAGCGGGUGUGAUCCCUGACCUCUAUGAGAGAGAGGUCCGUUUAACGAUGCCGGUGUGA
This is a messenger RNA of Sorex fumeus (smoky shrew), 573 nucleotides long. It is a transcript of the gene DUSP21, whose product is annotated as dual specificity phosphatase 21. Gene Ontology annotation, molecular function: MAP kinase tyrosine/serine/threonine phosphatase activity. Bases 1 to 573 code for a protein of 190 amino acids. Lineage: Eukaryota; Metazoa; Chordata; Mammalia; Eulipotyphla; Soricidae. Gene Ontology annotation, biological process: protein dephosphorylation. The transcript has a single exon. The record is from RefSeq and is a predicted model, not a curated record.